This is a messenger RNA of Paramuricea clavata, 10514 nucleotides long. Lineage: Eukaryota; Metazoa; Cnidaria; Anthozoa; Malacalcyonacea; Plexauridae. The record is from the annotation of a GenBank genome assembly.
AUGGUGCGCUUUGUUAAUUUGCGUUGUUUACUUGGCAAGAACGUGAUGCUUCGUCGGAUUCUUCCGGGGAAUAUGAAGAAGCCAAGUCUUUCAGGUUAAUAACAUCUUUACAUUUUGAAUUAUUAAUGUUAUCGGCUGUUAGUAUGCUGCUUAUAUUUCCCCCGACGAUUUGGCUUGUGUUUUCGUGUUUGUUCAUCAUGAUAUAGCCUAUCAGCAUGCGAACAUUGGCGCAUUAAUAUAACCUCGAAUCGUGCUUUGUUUGCGUCAACUUGAGACGCUGCAAUGCAUUGAACUAAUUUGCGCGUUCGAUCUCCGCAUCUCGUCUGCGCAGCGCGUAUCCCUAUAAGACUAUUGCAUGGCGAGCUACAUAUCAUAUUCUUGUCCUCAGUUCUCCAUAUUUUACAAUGCAAUCUUAUUUACAAAAGUAUGUGGUUUGAUUUGUUUUCUUCCCUGAUGUUAUAAGGCUUAAGACCCAUUUCAGUUGACUUAACAUGCUUCGACAAUAUGCUGUUCGGAGUUCCUUAAAUAUUGAUACGAUUACUUUGCUAUAUUGGGCUAUUGUUGUUGCUGCCAUAUUUUGACUUAAAAGGUUAUUAUUGUGUCUGGAUGUUCAAAUAUAAAUAUCUUCUUGUAUGUAUUUAAAUGUUUAGUUUCCCCGCGGCAACGUAGCGCGUAUAUGGAAAAUGUUUAUUCGUAUUUAUGGAAAAUGUUUAGUUCAUAACAAAUGCGCUUUGGACGAGUACAGCUUUGACUUUUAGCGCUAGGAAUGGGCUUUAGAAAUUAGAAUUUCCCUUGACCUCAUGUGUUUACCCGCUUAUAAAGUGUAAUGUGCAAUCGCCUUAACCUCUCCGCCGCACAUCAACGGAUUAAACAAAAAAAUUCUAAUCUCCAAAGUUAUUCUACUGAUACGAUAUCGUGUACAUGCAUGUGGUUGUUGUGAUAUAAAUGAAAGAGAUAGCUGUAUUAAAUGUUAGAAUACACGCGCAAAGCAUGUUCCAAAGCUUUCGGUGUUGUUAGGGUCAUAGCCGUGUCAGCAAAGAACAUUUAUACGCAUUCCUUAUUAUGAAGUUACCUAUCAACAAAGAAACAAGCGCUCGCUCAAGUAGUUGUAAUUGUAUAUAUAGUGUGAAGUUGUUUAUUAGCCUGGUGGACUAAAUCACCUUUCUUCAAAUGUAGGCUAUAACUAGCUAUGGGACAUGCAAGUGGGUGAAAAUUGGGUUUUCAUAUUCUCUGUCUUCUGUACAUAGUGUGUUAUGUAUUUUCGUUUGUGAAUAUUUUCUUUAUCACGUAUUGUUGACAGAUGAAUUGUAGCGCAAACCAGACAUCUCCACUCACUGGCAAACUCCAGUACUCCACAGCGGCGGAGUUUGUAUAUAUACUGAGAGGGCUUUAAUUUACUACAUACAUGACCUCAGUUGCUUAUAUGCACCCAAAUUGUCAGUUAAAAAAAAAAUAUAUAUAUAUAUAUAUAUAUAUAUAUAUAUAUAUAUAUAUAUAUAUAAUUUAAACUUGUAUUAAAUCCUUGAGGCACAUACCUAAAUUGAAGGGUUAUAACACAAUCAACUUUGAAUCAUUUGAAAUUUACCACCUUAUAGCCAGCUUUAUUUUCAAAUCUGACCAGAUGUAGUUUACAUAUUAAUUUGUAGUUUAUCGCAAGUUCGACAGUAUAUUGUACAGCUUAUGCAGUUUCCAGAUUUUGCAGUUUGCCCACAAAAACACGGAUGAAUUUUAGCUACUAUUAAAUAAGCAAAAUCUCCACUUAUUUCUAUCGUUUUUCUUCAAUUAUUGCAUGUUACUGCACGUUUUUAAAUGCCAAGUUAGUAUUAACAUUCUUUAUUUUACUGGCUAAACUCCAUACUCUGCUAAUCAUCUCCGGUUUACAGCGAAGUUUAUAGAACUAGACUGUGUUUACAGAUUGCCUGUUAUUUUUCCCACAUUGAAUGUAUGUUGAAUGUUACGUAAAACAAUGCACCAUCGUCAAAUAUUGUCCAUGUCAUUGUAUUUUGUAUGGCAGUUGUGUUGUUUGAUGGUAAUCUAAGACAAUGAAACAACAUUGGGGGUUUCAUAAUUUACGCAUGAAAGCGUUGGCAAUGCUCAGUGACUAUUUGCUACUCGUCUGUUCUUCAUUGCUGCAUUAAAGGCUAUAGAAUCAAACACUCUAUGCAAACCAUAAACAUACAGUAAAGAUAAGUAUUAUGAGGUAGGUUUUGCGUAUAAAAUGGGCGCGAUAAAACCAUUUAAGCAUGCAUAGAAUGAUUUUGUAUCGUAUAUAUUAUAUGCGAGAUUUUGGAUUUCCCAUUCACAAUCCAAUUAUACACAGCCAGUGAGAUCCAUAAGAAGUAUUUUCACCUGCUAUAAACUUUCAAUUCGAUUAUUGUCUAGCAACGAUUCUUAUGUGAAUUCGGAGAUUGUGUUUCAUCACAGGAAAUUCGAGAUAUUUCGAUUGUUAUUUUGGCUAUAGGCCUACCAAUUUCUAUAUUAUAGAAAAUGUAUUUCCAUAUGCUUACAUAUUGAUACAUGUGAUUAAUUAAGAAUAAUGAAUAUAUAGCCAAAACGGUUGAUUUGAUGAGGUUUGCCAUAAGCUCUAUACUGCCAUAGACUAUAUUUCGCCAGCAGAAUUAGCUUGGAUUACAUUGAUACAGUAUCUAUUACAAUUUAAAUGCUAAAUUAUAUGACAUUCUGAACUGUCUGAGGGGCAAAAAAGCUUGUUGACGGUGUAGUGGGUGGUUUGUAUGACCUUAAUCUCUACUCCUGCAGUCCAUAUUAAUGUUAUAGAAACGGUUAAAAUCAGACAAAUGAUUGAUGGAUGUUGAUGUUUUUGUGUAGUUUGGUAUCAAAUAACAUCACACGGAAAACAAUUUAAGUUCUGCCAAAUUUUGUGCGGAAACAGCCGUACCCCUUGGACUUGCCUAUGGCCAAAGUGCGUUUUUAGUUGGCAAGAGUGGGCCAAAUUGAUCUAGCUGUUUCACAUUCAAAAACACGCUGCUUAUAGUUAUAACCCAUUUAAUCAGUUUAGUUAAAAAUAAACUGUCCUCUCAGUGUUACUAUAUAUGUAGUAUCGUAGUAUGUACUAUCCUGACUAUCAUGCAGGCCCAGAUACUCAAGCAAUCUCUAUACAGGAGGACAAGUACGCGGAGAAAACCUGCAGUGUUCAUGUAGUAAAGUCAUUAUGUAAAUUGCAUGCGAUCUCUUGAGAAUUAAAAGACAAUAAAACGGCGGUCAUGUUGGUGGCUUUAUCAAUAAAAGAUAAAGAGAUUCUUUUGUUGAAAUACCACCAACAUGGUCGUAGUGACGUAACGUGCAAUCGACCUGACUGACUGGUAAGAUGAAACGCACAUGUCUAACCACAUACAUGCAGUAUAUAAUACUAAAGUAAGAUGUGGUCUUUUAAGUAUAUUUUGCUCUAAAUUUGUAUCAGAUCGAUCAUCUUCUUCGUCAAGCUUCGAGUUUUCGAUACUGAACAAAAGUGUACGUAAAAGCCUAAAAGGGGCACAAGUGGGGUGCUUAUUUCGCUUCUAAAAAAGCGGGAUAUAAAUAAGGCGAAGAGUGUAAACGCGGGAGAGGGGCGUGAUUCAUUAUUUUAGCUGCAUAAAUUUGAUUAGAAUUUUGUCCAAAUUUAUAGGUUUGCUUUUCUAGCGUUUUCCCGUUCCGUUUAUCUCAGUUUACACACGCCUCUCCAACGCAAUGUAAUUUCCUGUAUAGCUGUCAUAAUAAAUUAUUUUGAAAUAACCUACCGCAAAUUAAAAGGUCAUGUCGUUCACUUUUUCUUUCGUAGUAUAUACUUUGCUCUGUGCAUGCACAGUUAUAACGGUGAUGCAUAGCUCUAAGGACAUAGGUGUGCACUAUACAACAAUCAGAGAGAAUGGUUGAAAUUGUAAGACAACUUAAGCCUCUCAAAAUUCACAGAGAUUGAAACACGUGCAACAUGUUCAAUUGUAAACAUAUGUGUUGAUAGGGAAAUAUAUUUGCACCUAGGUGCUGCAUGUGUAUCGUGUAUUGUACUGUACCGAAUAGAAGUUUCAACUCCUUACCAAAUAUACUAUUUAUUUGAGCUGCUUGCACGGUUUUCUUCUGAAUUUCAGCAGAAGUUGAUUCUUAUUGCUUGGUCGGUACAACCGGUAUAUACCGUAUAUUAAUUUGAGUUACGUCAUAGAUGGUUAUAUAUUACCUAACAUCAAACUUGAAAUCUAAUAACUAAUUUUAUACAUAAUGUUUCACUAAUAAUAUUAUUUUAUUGACUAGUAAAUGUAUGCAGGCUUAAAAACCUUUUCUGCAAAAUGUUUUUAAAAUUAAUGCGUCUUACAGAUAGUUUUACUCUUUUAUUUUAUUGCGUCAAACAUUACUUUAAUACUUUAUAUUUCAACAUUUUUAAAUGCAAAGAACAUGAGUUUAAACAGAUCCCAUGGUCCAUGUACUUUAUUUUUCGGUUUUUCCUGCCAAAAGAGUUUAGCCUGGGGCAAGGGUAAGACAAACAAAGUCAAACUGUCAAAGUAUACAGAACCGACCAUGCAUAUCUGAAUUUUAGGAGUCCUUUGGCUUUGCGAAUUUCCGUGUUUAUAUUGUUUGGUUAACCUUCAGAUAGCUGUUGAUUAUAGCACUCAGCAACCCAUCGGAAUUUCAUGUUUUUAUGUACAAACAUUUUAUUUUUCUUUCCGUCCGAAUGACAUAGUAGGCCUAUUAUGCAUAAGGCUCGACCUCGUCUUUAUGGCGCUAUGAAAAUUUAACAAAUGUGUUAAAUUAAAUUAAAUUACAUGCACUUAUACCAAAUUAAAUUACACGGUUUUAAAUUAACGAAGGAUGACCACAAAUUAGUAUAAUUGAAUUGAAACUUGAAAGAUGACGCUAUGCUAUAUAGUAUAGGUAUAGCUACGUCAAUUUACGUUAUACAGUUGUUAUCAUAUCACAUAACGUAUGGCAUGCCGGCUCAUAUGCUGCAACAUUAUAUGUAUAAUUCAAGAUUUUCAUGAAUUUAACACAACUUGUCCAGUAAAUCCUAUAUACAUAGGCGUACGUGAUUCGGGAAGCAUAAAAUAAGGGGGCAAUAAAAUUUAUCAAUAAAAUUUUCCAUGCUAAAUUUCCUAAAUUGUUGAAGAAAACCAACCGUUUCACAUUUCACAUGUAAGAAAUUAACCAUUUCACAAAACAUUAUAGGGCACAUUUUUAGCUGCAUCAUUUUUUUAGUGUUUAGUGCCUUUCCCUAACCCGUUAUAUUAUAGCUUAUAAUUUUACGUUUUCGAAACUAAUUUCAUCGCUCAACAUUAAAAUUUUUUUUAAACCAACCGUCUUAUCGGGUAAAAAUCAAGAAUGCAUGCAUGCAGUAAAACUGUUAGUUCCAAAGCACUGUUGCCUUCAGUCAUGUUUGACUUCUAUUCUUUGCACGAGACUCUUUUCCACCCCUUUUAUAUAUCUUAUACUUUUCUUCAGUAUCAAAUUACCCCCGUGGUACAUAACCCAUGUAAGAUAGAUAUAAAAUUCCCACAUUUUGUCAUCCUGUAAAUCUCGUGUUUGUGGUUAAAGUGUUGAUUUGUUUUCGCUGUGGUAUGCAUGUUUCUAAAUAACCUUGAACGAAGUCUUAUAGUUUAAUAUAUGUGCGUAAUUGACAUUUAGGUCAUAUUUGCGGUAAGCUUUAUUGUCUAGCUUUGUCACAUUGCCGGCUUUUUUGGCCAUACGUCAUCGUGUAUAAGGAUCUAAAUUCUAAACGCCAUAUAGUACUAAGUGAUAUUAUGUAUAGAGACGUACAUUUCAAGGAUUAAUUAAAUAAGUCAAGCUUCUCGAAGUAUUGUUCACUUGACAACCACCACAGUCCCCAUAUUCUUGUUUGUCAUUUGGCAUCCAGUGCGUGAAUAGCAAGGAACUUAAGAUUGAAGAAGAAAUAUUCUUGUUAUUUUGAAACGUAAAGAAUUCAUUUUGACUCAAGUGUUUAUUUCAUUUUUAAAAAAUUAUUUUCGAUCCAAGGUUAACAAGACGCUAUACUGAGCGUUUAGUCGCUGGGUUGUUAAAAUACACUGAGGAUAGUACGCGAUAAAGCCAAAGGCCUGCACAGAUUUGACGAUAGGUGCGAGCAAAUCUAAAAGUAAGUGUAAUGUGCCUAUACAUUCACGCACCAUAUAGUAUGUUAGUAAUGCAGGCAAAAUGCGCCUAAAUUUAUGGGCGAAUUUAAUAUAACUCCCCAACUUCUUGAUAUCUAAUGACUUUAAAUGGCUUUCAUUAAAUUUUAUAGGUCCAAACUGUACGUUAGUAUAAAACCUUUUCGCAACUCCGUGCCCGCCGAGGUACUGGGCAGAAUAGUACUGUAUAUAGACUAUAGUUGUUGCAUGUCAUUACUGGUAGAUUUACUUAUAUUUAUUUCGUUCGAAAUAUUAUACAUAUUUCGAUAAGUCGUACUGAUUAGUGAAAACUUAUACAUCUUAUACAUGUCAUACAUUAGCCUAGACUUUCGCAAAGUCCGUUUUCUUUUUGAGGGGUUAGUAGAGGAACAGAGGGAGGGGAAAACGGAGCUCGCCUCUUCUCGCACGUACUUCGUCGCUCGCUUGCGAUAAUUAUGGUAAAAAAUUGGAGAAGUUGACUUUUGGCAAGUCUAACAUUAGCUUAACUGAUAUUGUGAGGUCAUUUUUAAAAUCCUGUGUUGUCUUGCAGGCUUGCAGCCUUGUUACAUGCCAAAAGACGUUUUCUUUUGCCGGUUCAGUCCUAGUGAAGUAUACGUCAUCAUGUAUAAAUUAGAUCUAAAAUACAAUUUUGGUAUAAAAUAUUAAUAAGAUUAUAAAGUCCAAAUUCUUGCAAUAUUGUUCCCUUGACAACCAGCACACUCUCAACUUUGUUUACAAGUCAUUGAAAAGUAGCCUAUGUGUUGUCACGGAAUGUUGUCAAAGAAUUUUCCAAAUUCUUUUAUAGGUCAAGGCCACAUUGGCUUACAUUCAGCCGUUCUGAUGCAUACAAAACCGCGGAAUGUGGCGUAUAACCUCAAUACGUAUAGCACGUCACCAAUUCUAUAUAUAUGACUAUAUUUGAUAUUAUAUAAACAAUGAUAUUUAUUCGGGAAGCUCCACUCACCGAAGUCUGCAAUAUAUAAUGAUAUUUAUAUUAUUUGUUUUUGUGUUUUUUUUUAUAAACUGCGGUCUUUUCAACCAGAAUUUUCUCAUGUUGAAAUUAUUGAAAAAGCUAUUUUCUGAAAGACCUUUGAUGUCAUAACCCAUGCGGAGGUGAAAGAACCCGGGAUAGGUAAAUGUGAGGCAUGCAGAAUAUGAUUAUUUAGAAAGAAUUACAAAAAAGAAAUUUACAAAAAUCUUGCUCAUCGUGACUCGUGACUACUCCUGCCACUUACUAACGAAGAUAUUCUCUACUAUAGUUCACUUCGCAUCGGAGAAUGUAUCGAGUACUAUCAUACGUAUAGCUUGUAAUCAAAACUGUUUAUCUUAAUCCACCCUGUGCUGAUAUCGGGAUACUGGAGGAAAAUCCACGACUUUCGACCAGAGCUAGGCUGCGUAGCUGGCGAUUUUAUUAUAGGGACAGGACUUAUUUUUGGCGCAUCUCUCAGUGGCAUAUAUAGAUCAGUCAUUGGGGAAAAAGUCUUGUGAAGCUCCUCCCCCAUGAAUUCACAUAAAGUGACUGAGGACGAGAUAUCGGGAGCGGGAUGAUUGCAAUGGAUGGCUGGAUCGCUGUAUAUAAAGUUUUCUUUGUUAUGCACAUAGAAGUACGGCCUAGUUGAUUCGUGCACUAUAUAAUGCCAAUAUUUCAAAAUCAUAUUAUCAUGUUUAUUUUAGUAGACGUUUUACACCCGGUAUGCAUUUAGCAUGGGAAAGGCAUAAUGGUAUAUUAUGGACGCAAAUCUAUAGCACAUUCACCGUGUGCGUUCUGUUGGAUUACUUCCGCUGGUCCAACUUUAAACUUUAUAAAAUAGAAUAAAAAACAUUAAAAAUGGAAAUAGUAUUUUAAAAUAAUUUGGUUGCCGCAAACGCCAAGAUUAUAUUUUUGUUUAUUUUAUACUGUAUGAGCGCUCAACAAGCAAAAUUGAAAUCAUUUGCAAGACAUUGCAUGUAGUCCCGCAAUUAAUGCAUAUAUAUCCUAUAACUGUUUUUGCAAAACGAUGCAAGUAAAAUGCAAGUAUAGAACUGCGCACUGUUUCCUUUCUGGCAGAAUUACUAACUAUAAAUUUAUAUUCUCUGUUGUAGUAGUUGUACCAUGUAUAGUUAACUCUAUUUCUAUUAUCACCUCUUUAUUUGGUGUCAUGUUUAAUUGUAUAUAAUGGGCAUUCCGCAGAUGAAUUUAAUACUUUGUUCUUCCCAUUUUGCACUAAAAGCUGCAAAAAAGUUAAACAAACAGAAUUUGAGUAAACAGUGAACAAAUCUGAACAAACACGUGCGUAAAUAUAUAAACAAUUAUGCUGUCGUCAAGCCAACAAAACCUUCUAGAGUUGCACAAUGACAUCAAAGCGGGUUAUCGAUAGGAGGUAUAACCGCAAGUGCGCCACAGUGUAGAUCCUUCAAAUUAAAGGAAAGCUGCAAGAUUUGUCAACUUUGAAUUACAAGUUUGAGAGGAGUUCUCUUGCUUAGUUUUGAUGUAUUGUGUUCUUUCUUUCAGAGCUAGAAGCACUCGAGGCUUGCUAUUGGUUGAGAGCUACUGGCUUCCCGCAGUACGCGCAGAUGUAUGAAGGUAAUUAUAAACAUUCAAUGUCUUAUACUUUCAUUUGAGGUGUGAAUUUCAGGUGUGAAGUAGUUUACUUGUACAAUACCUUAAUAAGCUCAUGCAUGUUGCCCUGGUAUAUCCAAACAGUCGCAAACAAUCAUAGCAAAACAACUGGGUAUUGCGACCUCGUGUUUCUUUGUCACACAUUCUUUGUCUAUGUUGUUACGUGAAACCAACUAAUGAUUUGAGAACUAUGGAUAUAAUCUUUAUCAAAUCAUCGAAAACUAAUUGCAAAUACUAAGUAUGAUCACAAGAGUAAUUAAUCGGUAAUCGUUUAAUAUAUUAAAGGUUAAUUAGCAUUGUAAACAACACCAACGGUCGCCCACCGAUAAUGAAUAUAAGACGAAAUAUACAAUUACAAACUCCGAACAAUAGCGACAUUUUGGCCUUGGCAUUAUUUACCAACGUGAUCAGUUCUAAAUGAUGGCAAACGAUUUUCCUCGUCAAAGCGAAAGUGAAAAUCAUCUCAUACUUCAUUGCAGCAAAGAAUUAAGGCAAUUUUCCAUUGCAAUCGCUUUGCCCGAGUGGGUGGAGCGAACAUUACUCAACUUUCUCUGUAGUUGUCUAUCCUGUGCAUUUUUUGUCCGCCAGAAUGCUCGCGGACAUGCCAUGAAGCGAACUACAUUCAACUUUCUUGGCGUGCCCGCGCGACUGAUUUUUCACGUGAUUAAAAUUGUCCCUCCGCCUGAGCGAGCAAAGCAACCGAAAUGGAAAAUGGCCUUUAUAGACUUGUGCUCAUAUCCUCCUUCUUAAUCAUCGGUGUACGAGGGAGGGGCUUGGGCACCCUAAUCAUGUUUUAAAGAAAUAUGUAACGUUGCCAAAAUGUCUUAAGACUCAACUGAUGUGUUUCCCCCUCUUUCGCCGACAGAAGUUUGUAUUUGUCGGGCUAUUUCCAUCAACGCCCCUAAUUUUUUUUUUCCUCCCGUACGCUCAUGUUCUCAAUGUCACUCGGCCUCGGGAGAAACCUCAACAAUAAUACUCUCGCAUUCUCGGAAAAUACAGUUUCGUUGGGGGAGAGGAAAUAAGCCAGGAUAUUUGAAUAUAACUGCAUGUAAAGAUUAGGUUGUCGUUGUGUUAAAAUCAUCGUGUGCAGGAAAAAUCAUCUGUCGUAUAUAGCACACGACAUACAUUAUGAUUGUCCUAACCUAUGUAAAAACAUGUUAUGUUGUUAUCUUCAACGUUUUGAUCCAACCGGCCUUCUUAAUUUAUGUAUUAUUGAUCUUAAUAUAUUAUUCCUUAAUUUUUUUAUACUGCCAUAGGCAUAGCUUUGCUACCCCGAAAACGUCCCGCCGAUGUGCCCAGAUUAAUAAUGACUUCUCAUGAAUAAACAAAACAAAUUUUCUAUAUAUACCUUUAAGGAGUUCAAAUACAGAAUUGGGUUCAAUUGAAUCCUGCUGAUAAAACGUUCUGUUGAAUACUUGUACAAACGAAUAAAAACAUGCUUGGAAUUUAUAAGAAUAUAACUGUAUUCUAGCAUAUAUAUAAUAUAUCAAUAUGCCCGUUAUAUUUAAUAAUUCAAUCAAUGUGAGCAUUUUGUAUAAAAGGGUGUAGUUUUCUUUGAUAUAUUCUUGAACUGUCUGUGCCGGUGUAGGUAGUGCCAAUAAUACGUAUGAACAAGCUUUCGUUGGUAGGGAUGCAACUACCUGAAAAAUGUAAGGAGAAUUUCGAUGUUUCGAGCGAAGGCCCUUCGUAACUUUGGGAAUUUCUUAUUAGUUAUCAUGCACAGAACGAUUAUUGUGUAAAAACGUUGACUUUUCAUAUACGUUCGAUUGCUUUGUUACAAUUCCCACAGGUUGUCUUUCACUACAGGAAGCUUAAUUUUAAGCAAUUGA